CGUGUGAGCGGUUGGCUGGAAGCUGCUCAUCCCGGAGAUGGAGAGCCCGGACUGACUCACCCGCUGCGCACUGGCAGGAUGUCGCAGCACAGCCUGGGAGUGAGCCAGCAGCUGCUGCUGCCCGUGGGCCUGGCCGUGCUCUGCUACUGUCUGGUCCUCGGCUGCCUCUUUUGCUGCCGGGGACGGAGGAAAGUUCCCCCCGAGGACGGAGAGGCGGCCUCCCUGUGCCCCCGUCCCGCUGAGAGCGUCACCAUAACGCUGACCCCUUCUCCUCUCACGCGGCCCGUUAAACAGCAGUACGAGGAGCUGUUCGGGGACGUGCUGGAGUUCCCCUCCUCCAAAAGCGGCUCCCCUCCGUCCGAGGAGGACCUCGCCUCGCUGCCCUUUGACCUGGGCCCCGCCCGGCGCCUCAGCACCCCGGCCGUGCCCUGCUCCCCGGCCGUGCCCUGCUCCCCCGCCAAGGCGCCCAGCCACGGCCGGGCGUCCCUGCCCUCCAUCGCCCGGCUGAGUUUCCGGUCCAGAUCCCGGCGCGCGGGUCGGCGCAGCACCGUGAGCGGAGACGGCUUCGCUCACGGUGAGAGCAGCCCCCUGACCCCGGCGUCCAUCCAGCCCGGGGCGUCUCAGUAUGGCUCCGGCUCCCUCUCGGCCUCCCCCAAGCCCUCUCCUCUCCUGCACUUCUCCCUGCUCUUCUCUUUUUCCCGCGGCACCCUGGUGGUGGACGUCCUGGGGCUGUCGGGGGAGGCCCGGCGGCGGAGCGGGGUGUCCGUGAGGGCCAGCCUCCCCCCGCUCUGUCCCUCGCCCCGCCAGACGGCCCCGCGGCGCCGCAGCCUGGGCCCCGGCCCCGACCCGCACCCGCACGGCCAGACCUGUGUGCUGCCGGUGGGAACGGUGGAGGAGCUGCGCGGCUGCACCCUGAGGCUGGCGGUCUGCAGCAGAGACUUCUCCGGCCUGAGAGAGACUUCGCUCGGGGAGGUGGAACUCCCCUGUGAGCAAAUUGACUGGAAGCCCGACACCACUACCACCUACACCAGGCAACUGAACCCAACCAAAAGAAAGCUGAAGAAGAGCGUCAGUUCUCAUGAGGCAGUGGCUCACAGGAAGAGCUCGCUGGGCGCCCCGCGGCCUUUGGGACAGCUGUUCAUCCUGCUGCAGUACCAGGGGCCGGCCCAGCGCAUCAAGGUGAUGGUCCGAAAGGCCGAGAACCUGGUGAAGCUCACGCGCAUGCCGGGAACUCCAGAUCAUUAUGUUGUUAUCAACCUGCGUCAGGAUGACAAAGUAAUUGGUACCAAGGAGACCAAAGGAGCCAGUGGACCAAACCCAAUCUGGAACGCUCCAUUUCUGUUUGACCUGCCCCCUGGUGACAUCACUCAGCUGCCUCUGGCUCUGGAGUUCAUUGUUAUGCAGGGUCGUCUCUACAAUAAGAGCAGUAUUCUGGGUCGGGUGCUGAUUGGCAGCCACUCCUCAGAGGCAGGAAGAGAGCACUGGAUGGAAAUGUGCAGUCUGGGGCAAAUGGAAAGCACUCGCUGGCACACAGUUCAGUCAGCUGCAGCGUAGAAUGGAUUAUGUAUUCAAAUUCUCCAUGUGUAUCUGUACAGGACCCAGGGUAGAACAGGUGUUGGAAGUUGUUAAUCUGUACUUAGGCAUCAUAUCAACAGUACUCUGCAUCCCUGCAUUGCCCAUGUGAUCAUUUGCACUGUGAGUCUGUAAAACUGCGUUCAGUGGAACUGUGCUCCUCUUAGAUGUACUGUUUAAAAAUUGUGUUGAAGUUUUGUAGAACUGAAUGCAUUUCUUAAGUGUGAAAAAAAAUUGAGGAAGAAUAACCUUUACAUUAUGUUACUUCUCUGACUGGUUUGAUGUGGUGUUAAUGUGUGCAAGUUUUUGUCGUUAAAUAUGAAAGGUAUCUCAAUCCUGACUUUUUUCUGAAAUGCAGCACCACACAGGUGAAGGAUCAAAUGGAACGAAUGGUUUACAAGUGUUAAUAAUAUAUGCAAGGGAGUUGGAGACACCCCCUUACAUUCUAUUGUUCUAUUUAACUUAUCUUGAGUAUGUUUCCGGUUUGCUUUUAACCUCUCUCUCCCUCUCUGAGGUGGCUUGGACAUCAUUAGUCAGGAAGGCACACCCAUGACGAGGCUGAUUAGGGCCUGGUGUGUCUAAUUGGUUGGCUGGCACUCACCAAGUGGCCUGAGGAGAGAGGGGGGAGAUUGGUUAAAGAAGUUUGUUAGUUUUUUGUUUUAGUUUUAUUAUUGUUGGUUAUUUUUGUAAAAGUUGAAGGAAUUAUGCCAAUGGGUGUGUUGAGUGUGUCUACAAUUAAUGUAUAUUAGAUAUUUAAGGGGUUUGAUUGUAGUAGAUGUACUCCUAUGGUCUGCACUGGAUGGGCAUGUCCCAUAGUUUUAUAUACUUGAAGGAGAGGAGAAGAAAGAGAGUGCACUGUCUGUUGCAUUAAAAAAAAGUGUGAGUAAACUAAAAGUGAGCUCAAACAAUAUUGUGGUCCUGUGUUCUGUCUGGUUGAUAGUACACCUUAAUGGAUGAUGCCAUUGGACAUCCCAUAAGUCCUGAUUGACUGAGUUGACUGACAUAACAACUUUGUGACCUCCAGCUCAGAAGUAAG
Menidia menidia (Atlantic silverside) is the source of this 2608-nucleotide messenger RNA. NCBI's taxonomy places the organism in Eukaryota, Metazoa, Chordata, Actinopteri, Atheriniformes, Atherinopsidae. The record is from the annotation of a GenBank genome assembly.